Dendrobium catenatum is the source of this 2786-nucleotide messenger RNA. RefSeq names its product cation/H(+) antiporter 15. Bases 127 to 2634 code for a protein of 835 amino acids. Gene Ontology annotation, molecular function: antiporter activity. NCBI's taxonomy places the organism in Eukaryota, Viridiplantae, Streptophyta, Magnoliopsida, Asparagales, Orchidaceae. The record is from RefSeq and is a predicted model, not a curated record. The transcript is spliced from 4 exons. Gene Ontology annotation, cellular component: endomembrane system; membrane. Gene Ontology annotation, biological process: proton transmembrane transport; regulation of pH.
CCCACCCUUCAAUUCCCUCUCUCUUCUCCAUCAACCCCCUCACCUGUACCAGCUCAGAAUCACGAAUUGCACGCUCGCUAAUCCGGCCAUCGAAGAACAAGGUCGGAGGGGUUUGCGACGGCGGAAAUGGCGUCGGGCAAUUCCUCCGGUAUUCAAUACCUGGUGGACUCCAGGCGCAACUCUUCCAUUCUCUCUCCAGUCGUCUGCUUCAACCCAAAGAGCACCUCCAACGGCGGCAUAUGGCAAGGCGAGAAUCUCAUCGAAUACUCCUUCAACCGCUUCAUCAUCCAGCUCCUCCUCAUCGUCAUCAUCACACGCCUCGUCGCCCUCCUCCUCCGUCCCCUUCACCAACCCCGCUACCUCGCCAACAUCAUCGGCGGGAUCAUGGUGGGCCCCACAUGCCUUGGUCGCAUCCCGUGGGUCGCCAGAAAGCUAUUCCCUCUGCCGAGCGUGAUCGUCCUGGAGAACACGGCCUACCUAGGCCUGAUCUACUUCACCUUCAUCACCGGAGUCGAGAUCGACCUCAUUGCCGUCCGACGCACUGGCCAGUCCGUCUCCUUAGCCCUCGCCUGCACCAUCGUCCCCUUCGGCAUAGGUGCCGUCGCCGCAGCCGCCCUCCAAUCCACGCUCAACAGCGACGUUCAAGCCAACCUGGCGUCAUUCGUCGUCUUCCUCGGCGUCGCCCUCUCCGUCUCCUCAUUCUCCGUCCUCGUACGCACCCUCGCCGAACUUAAACUCCUCAACUCCACUGUCGGCACCACGUCCCUCUCCGCCUCCAUUCUCGUCGAUAGCUUUGUCUGGGUUCUCCUCGCCCUCGCCGUAACCCUAGCCCAGAACAACGGCGAGCCGUUCGUUACUCUCUGGACUAUGAUGUCAGGCAUCGGUUUCUACGGCGCGGCCCGCUUCUUGGUCCGCCCAGCGGCCAAUUGGAUCUCGUCUCGAACUCCGGAGGGCGGCGUCGUCAACGAUUUCAGCGCCGGCGCGAUGCUUGUUGGAGUCAUGGUGGCUGCGCUCAUUGCCGAUGCGAUUGGGAUUCAUGCUGUUCUCGGGGCCUUCGUGUACGGGUUUGUGAUCCCAAGUGAUAGUCCUGUAGGCACGGCUCUGAUUGAGAGGCUUGAAGAUUUUGUUGAGGGUUUGCUUCUGCCUCUGUUUUUCGGGAUUAGUGGGAUCAAAACUAACCUUGGUGCUGUUAACGACAUUGUCGCGGCUGUGUUUUUGAUUCUGAUUGUGGUCGCCUCUGCUGUUUUGAAGAUUGUUGGGUGCUUAGUGGUUUCCAAUAUCUACCAAAUUCCACUUCGUGAUGGAAUGGCCAUUGGACUCCUGAUGAACACCAAGGGCGUCAUCGAGCUGGUCUUGCUCAACAUUGGCCGCGGUCAGCAGCUACUUAGCGAGGCUUCAUUCUCUGUUCUGGUGUGCACAUCGGCAAUCGUAACAGCAUUUGUGAGCCCUCUCCUAUCCGUAACUUUCCGCUCCCCUCGUCGCCUAGCCUCUUUCAAGCGUCGCUCCGUUCAGUCCGGUCGGCCGGAAUCUGAACUCCGCAUCGUAUUCUGCGUCCACGCCACCCGCCACGUCCCUGCCAUGCUCGGUCUUCUCGACGCUGUCAACCCCAUCAAACGCCAACCCGUCUCAGUCAUCGCCCUCCACCUCAUCGAACUCUCCUCCCGACCCUCCUCCAUGCUUAUCAUCCACUCCACCACCACCACCACCACUAAGGACGGCGUCGGCCGUAAUGGUGGCCAACCUUCCUCCUCCGCUGCCGCCGCCGCCACGGCCGCAAUCGCCCGCGCUUUUAGGUCUUACGAGGAACAAUCCGCCGGCGUUUUCGUCCGAACCCUCACCGCAGUCUCCCCUUACCCCACCAUGCAACAGGACAUCUCCGCUAUCGCCGAAGACUUCCGCGCCGCUCUUAUCAUCAUCCCCUUUCACAAACACCGCACGGUCGACGGCGGCAUGGAGACAACUAACCCUUCACUUCGCUCCCUCAACCAAUCCGUCCUCGCCGCCGCCCCCUGCUCCGUCGCCAUCCUCAUUGACCGCGGCCUUCCCGCUCCUUCCCGCCAUGGCGUAACCCGAAAGGCCGCCCUCUUCUUCCUCGGUGGCCCCGACGACCGCGAAGCUCUCGCCUUUGCCUCCCGCAUCGCUGGCCACAGCCAAUUCUCCCUCACCGUUCUCCGCCUCAUCAACCAAAUCCGCUCCGACGAAUCCGUCCUCGACGAUGAGUACAUCACCGAGUUCCGCAUCCAGUACGUCGGCGACAACUCCGUUGCCUACACCGAGAUCGAGGCGGAGUCCGCAGAGGACACUGUUGCGGCACUGAGAUCCCUUGUGGACGGACGGCAUGAUUUGUAUAUUGUUGGAAAGGAAUGUGGAGUUGGAUCGCCUUUAACCGCUGGGCUGACGGACUGGAGCGAGUGCCCGGAGCUAGGGCCCAUUGGGGACCUGCUUGCUUCGCCGGACUUCGGCGUGCCGGUGACUUCGGUGUUGGUGAUGCAGCAGUGUUUGCAGAUGGAAACAGGGGAAUCAGAAGCGGCGCCGGGUAAGACGACGAUGGGCUCGUCGAGGGGCAGGCUUGCGAUGAUGUCGGCUGAGAAGGCGACGUACAGGACCGGAAGCAUGGCCUCCCGAACAACCUGAGAAGAACAGCAAAAGCAGGAUCUUUGGUUUUGUAAGCUCAAAGAAAGCCCAAAAGAAACAACUAUAAAGCCCAGAAUGCACUGAUUUUGGAUCUUCAAAGCCCAAAAUUAUUAAAUCCAAGCGAGUCAUUGGGCCGAACUGAUGUAAUGAAA